GAUAGUAAAUACUCAUCAGCGUGGGAAAAUAAGUUAGCCUUGUCAACAGCCAUUCCUCUCUCAACGAACUUAGCAGCUUGCGUGAAUCGGGUGCGACAAACGAACGCAGCGUCUGUGAAGUAUACAACAAGUCGUAAUGGAGUCUUCACCUCCACUCUCGCUGAAGGCUAAUGCUUUUUCCAUAGCUUCUCUGAUGUCUUCCAGAGAUGAUCGAAGCGAUUUUGACCCAAGAGAGUCUCCGAAGGACAGAGAGAGUGUUUCCGAAGACGAAAGCGCCCAGCCACCACCGGCCAAAAGGAUGAAAUCCUUGUCAAGUGAAGUAGCCACCGACGACGAAGACGGCGGCGAAGUGUUCGAAAACCCGUUCAAGGACGAGUUGAAGAACAUAACUGUGGAAUUGGAAGGGAAAGAGCUAUGGGAACGAUUCAGUGAACUAGGAACUGAAAUGAUCAUCACCAAGGCUGGAAGGCGAAUGUUUCCCACACUAAGAAUAUCCGUAAACGGCGUCAACCCUAAAGCAAAUUACAUGGUCCUAAUGGAUAUUGUGCCUGUUGACGACAAACGCUACAGAUACGCCUACCACCGUUCAACAUGGCUUGUGGCUGGUAAGGCUGAUCCACCAGCUCCUGUUAGACUUUAUAUGCAUCCAGAUUCACCUUUUACAGGCGAGCAGCUGUUAAAGCAGAUCAUAUCGUUCGAGAAAGUAAAACUGACCAACAACGACGGCGACCGUAAUGGGCAUCUUAUUCUAAAUUCCAUGCAUAAAUACCAGCCAAGAGUGCAUAUCAUUCGUAAACGUGACCACACAGCUUCUGUAAUCAAUCUCAAGUCCGAGGAGAUGAAAACAUUCACCUUUCCAGAGACGAAUUUCAUCGGAGUAACAGCGUACCAAAAUCAACUGAUCACACGAUUAAAAAUAGACAGCAAUCCAUUUGCCAAAGGUUUCCGGGACUCAGCACGUCUUAUUCCAGUAGAAAGAGAUUCCUUUCACGACAGCCAUCCGCAUGCAAUGAUCCCAGACCCGAUGUACACUUCUGUUCCCUUCCCUCUUAUGCCACAGUUGGGUGUUAACAACAGAUACCAGUUACCCAAGAUGGGUUGUAGAUCGCAGGACAAGGCGUCUUUCUUUCAAUCAGGUUGUCUUCCACCACCAUCACCAGCUAUUCCAAGGGUACCAUUUACGGGAGUUCUGAGCGCGUUUCGCCAGCAGAGCUUACCUAAUUUACUAUCACCGACAUUUGCUUCACCCAAGCCUAUUGGAACACUGGAGGUACCUCCCCAUCCACCUUACAGCGUUCACGGAGAGUUCCCUAGCUCAACAUUGCCGUUCUUCUGAGCUCUCAGGCUUCUAAACUGUGUAAAGUCUGGAUAAACUGUCGAGUGUUCAUAACGAUGGGGAAGCUUUACAUAGAUACCACCCUCAUGUCGAGAGGCACAUGCAAAGAAUAACGUCAUCUCUGUCUCUGGCUCUGGGCCCAUGUCUAAGCACAACGAUUUUCGCGCCCUUGCUUCACCUUCCUUCUCCAUCUUUCUUCUGGUAUUUAAUAAAGAAACGUUCCACUGAACACCCAAGUUAAAGACCUUUUAGGUGGAUUUAAAAAAAGCAAGCCCGGAUUUUAGCCAUAUUCGUUGUAAAAUAAGAAGCAUUUGACCACCCACUAUGUACGAUAAUUUAAGUAUAUUUCUCGUUUUAUAUCUUAGUGGUAGCCAUUAAGGCGCAAUUUUAAAUUAAACUUCAUUGUGGAGAAGAAUUAAAUAACGAGUUCACAAACUGCGAAUAGUUCUAACUGCCAUCCUAACGUUGUUUACUAUAUUUCGUAGGGAAAUUUCGCGGUUAACGUGAAGAGUUUAUUUUACAAUUUUGCACAUCUGUUUUCUUCUUUCUGUAUAAAGCUAAAGGUUUUCACGAAAUCUGACAUACUUCAUUGCCUCGUGUUUGUAAUUCAAAUAUACAAGUAAAAAGUCCUCGUUUUGAGCAGAUAGCGGUAGGUCUUAUAGACCAGUUUAAUUAACAACUUUGGAUAUCUUUCUUUUAUAUUUUUAAAUUGUACUUUUUACACUUCCCUUUGUGUUACAGACGAUUUCCAUCUCUAUUACAUUAAAGAUUUUAAAAAUGAUAUUUAAUUAAAGUAAAUAACUAAAGAAUUGGAUCAACCACCUUUCUAUCUUUUUGUCUGUAUGUUCUUAACUUCUUCUAUUCUAAGUUACAUAUUUAUUACCAGUAUUUGAUAUAUAUUUUAAAAUUUUUAAUUCCAAAUGAAGAAAUGUAAAAGGAAAGACAAAACUUUCACCAUUCGCAAGCAGGUAAUUUAAAUGGUGCACACCAAUUAAAGUAUUUGUUCUCCUGUU
Orbicella faveolata is the source of this 2349-nucleotide messenger RNA. RefSeq names its product T-box transcription factor TBX20-like. Gene Ontology annotation, biological process: positive regulation of DNA-templated transcription; cell fate specification; regulation of transcription by RNA polymerase II. The record is from RefSeq and is a predicted model, not a curated record. Gene Ontology annotation, molecular function: DNA-binding transcription factor activity, RNA polymerase II-specific; RNA polymerase II cis-regulatory region sequence-specific DNA binding. Lineage: Eukaryota; Metazoa; Cnidaria; Anthozoa; Scleractinia; Merulinidae. Gene Ontology annotation, cellular component: nucleus; chromatin.